AUGCCAUUUGGGCAUUCUUGCGUGUGUAUCAAACGUCUUGAAAAUGGGAAGCCAUCAGAGGAAGGUCUGGGGUAUGAAAAGGUUCAACUGAAGAAUCAUUUAGAUGUCACCAAAAAACAUUGGACAACCUGGCAUCAGUUGGUUUCUACUGACACAAUGAAAUGGAGUUCGGAGACUCGAAGGUUUGGUGCCAGUGAAGAAGAAUGGACCGAGUAUUUAGAGGCAAAUCCUGAUGCUGCUCAAUUUCGGUUCAAGGAGCUUCUAUUUGCUGACAAAUUAGACGUCAUUUUUGGAGUAGCUGCAGGGUCUGGAGGAACAGUAAGACCUCUUAGACGUAGGAGGCACAACUAUUGUACGACUUUGACACAGCCAUCUACUCGGCCAAAAAAGCACCAUAAUUACUUGACUGAAAGAGAAGCUCCUACUCAUUUUGCGAACUACCAAGAUGAUUCAAUGAACACGGGUUUUCAUACAGUAGAGCCAGUGAAUGCAAUACCAGAUAGCAACAUAGAGCAUUGUUAUGAUACUGUUGAAUCAAGGAGCUUUAUGACUAUUCAAUCUCCACUACCCAGGCCCAGUUAUAGUAUUGAAGAUUGCAUCAAGUGCCUAGAUUCAAUUGAAGAACUUGAACAAGGGGGUGAACUCUAUUUGUUUGCUCUAGAUAUAUUCCUGAAGCAGGAAUACCGGGAGAUUUUCCUCAACUUAAAGAAGUCGAGCACCAGGAUUGCAUGGUUAGAAAGAUUGCAAACAGUUGGUCCACAAUUGCCUUCGCAUUCGGAAUCUUAA
This is a messenger RNA of Fraxinus pennsylvanica, 786 nucleotides long. Lineage: Eukaryota; Viridiplantae; Streptophyta; Magnoliopsida; Lamiales; Oleaceae. The record is from the annotation of a GenBank genome assembly.